Plasmodium berghei ANKA is the source of this 636-nucleotide messenger RNA. RefSeq names its product EF hand domain-containing protein, putative. The record is from RefSeq and is a predicted model, not a curated record. Lineage: Eukaryota; Apicomplexa; Aconoidasida; Haemosporida; Plasmodiidae. The transcript is spliced from 2 exons. Bases 1 to 636 code for a protein of 211 amino acids.
AUGGAAUUACCACAUUUUCAUAACAGUUAUGAUAAUAUGGGAUAUGAAAAUGAAGUUACAAAAAAAAUUGUUUGGAAAAUACUAAAUAAUAUGAACAGUCAAAAUGAUAUAACAUUAGAAAGGAUACAACAAACCAGGAAUAAAAUCGUGAAAUACUUUUUCGAAGCAGAAUUAAUAUUUAAAUAUUAUGACAUAGGGAACUCAGGAAAAGUGGAUAUAAAUGCAUUUCCAAAAAUGGCACGAUCAUUAAAACAAAUAUAUGAUUCAAAAGAUAUUAAAAAGUUUGAAAAAGAAAUGAAAGUUAAAAAAAUCACCAAAAUGACAUUACCAAUUUUUUUAACAUUACUAAAAAGGAAAUUAUUCCAAGUUAUUGAUUUUGAAGAAACUUUUCAAAAACAUUUUAAUAUCCUUGAUAUGGAAAAAAAAAAAAAUAUAAAUAUUGAGAAAUUAAAAAAAUUUGUUGGAGUUAUUGGAGAUAAAAUAAGUCCUGAAAAUUUUGAUUUUUUUAUAAAAUAUAAUAUUCAAAAUAAUGAUAAAAUUGCAAAAGACAAUAUUAUUUUUAAUAAAAAUAACAACCCUACAGAUAUUUCUUUUGAUGUAUAUAAAGAGAUAUUAACAUUUUAUAAGUCUUUUUAA